Molecule: messenger RNA, 908 nt
Organism: Fopius arisanus
Lineage: Eukaryota; Metazoa; Arthropoda; Insecta; Hymenoptera; Braconidae
Product: mitochondrial import inner membrane translocase subunit Tim21
Exons: 4
Coding region: 114-791 (225 amino acids)
Biological process (GO): protein import into mitochondrial matrix
Cellular component (GO): TIM23 mitochondrial import inner membrane translocase complex
Source: RefSeq, a predicted model, not a curated record
AUAUUUACAGCGAUUAUCAAAGCCUAGGUCAAGUUUCACGUCAUGAUUUUCACGUAGCGUAGAGAAAUCGUUCGAGGUUAGGAAUCUAGUUCUGACUGGGGUAGAGUCGGAAAAUGGCGACAGUCAGAGCUCUGAACCACAUUCUACGGCGAAAACCUUUUGUAGUACCUAGUGUACCACUAUCACCAACAUCAUCAUGCUGCUUCACCACUGGCAAAAUGUGUAGAUCAUCAUCUCAAAAAUCCGUAUCAAAAAUUGACGAGAGCAAUACUGGUGGACAAGUGUCCACCACUUUUGCGGAAGUAGUCAAGGAGAACACAAAGUCUGCUUGGUACGUUAGCGUGAUAAUCGCAGGGGUCGGUGUAACUGCCGUCAUGUUCUACGCAAUCUUCAGAGAAUUGUUCUCAGGCAAGAGUCCCAACAGUGUGUAUUCGAAGGCCCUUGACAGGAUAAUGAAGGACCCAAAGGUGCUCGAUGCCCUGGGGGAGCCCAUCAAGGCUUUCGGAGAGGAGAAUCGUCGGGGUAGACGUCGACACGUGAACCACGCUGUUUAUGUGCAUAACAACAAGCAAUACAUGAGGAUGCAAUUCUACGUACAGGGAUUGCGAAAGCGGGGCACUGUCCACCUGGAAGUGCGCGAAGACGAUGCAGGAGACUUCGUGUACCGCUAUCUAUUUAUUGAGUUGGAGGACAUGUUGCGCACUGUCAUCGUCGUAGAGGACAAUCGAGCAGCCGAAAUGCAGACAAAUAAAAUCGAGGAUGUAGCUCCAUUCGCCUUUCCUUUGAAUUAAUGAAUCAUUUCAGCAUUGUAGAUUUACUAUUCUCAUGUCUGGUCUGAAGCGCAUAAAAUCUUCAUAAGACACGGCAGAUUAUUUUCCAAGAAUAAAUUUUUACAUAUUGAAACCCAU